Molecule: messenger RNA, 1387 nt
Organism: Balaenoptera musculus (blue whale)
Lineage: Eukaryota; Metazoa; Chordata; Mammalia; Artiodactyla; Balaenopteridae
Gene: CLIC3
Product: chloride intracellular channel 3
Exons: 5
Coding region: 182-775 (197 amino acids)
Source: RefSeq, a predicted model, not a curated record
GAGCACUCAGCUCUCCACGGCCACACCCUCACGCCGGCACUGAGCCCUGGCUGCCUGUGCACCUCCUAGGUGACUCCACUGGGCGGGCCCCCGGGCCGGGGAGGGCGGGGCGCUCAGGGAACCUUAAAGGGAGCUCCGCAAGUCCCCGCCCAGGCCCUGCCGCCGUCCGAAGCUCCCCACCAUGGCUGAGACCGCCAAGCUCCAGCUGUUUGUCAAGGCGAGCGAGGACGGUGAGAGCGUGGGCCACUGCCCUUCUUGUCAGAGGCUCUUCAUGGUCCUGCUUCUCAAGGGCGUGUCCUUCACACUCACCACCGUGGACACCCGCAGGUCCCCAGAUGUGCUGAAGGACUUUGCCCCGGGUUCGCAGCUGCCCAUCCUGCUCUAUGAUGGCGACGCCAAAACGGACACGCUGCAGAUUGAGGAGUUUCUGGAAGAGACGCUAAGCCCCCCAGAAACCCGGUGCCCGCGCUGGACGAUGGUGAGGAGGGUCCGGAGACGCGGCGAGGCUGGGGGGAGUGGCGGCCCCGGCCGGCUCCUCACCGCGCUCCCCGCCCCCAGCCCUGUACCAGCAUCUGCUGCGCGCCCUCGCCAAGCUGGACAGCUACCUGCGCGCGCCCCUGGAGCACGAGCUGGCGCGGGAGCCGCAGCUGCGCGAGUCACGCCGCCGCUUUGUGGACGGCGACCAGCUCACGCUGGCCGACUGCGGGCUGCUGCCCAAGCUGCACAUCGUGAACACGGUGUGCGCGCACUUCCGCCAGGCGCCCAUCCCCGCUGAGCUGUGCGGCGUCCGCCGCUACCUGGACAACGCCCUGCAGGAGAAGGAGUUCAACUACACGUGUCCACACAGCGCGGAGAUCCUGGCGGCCUACCGGCCCGCCGUGCGCCCCCGCUAGCGCGCCCGCCUCCCCCGCCCGUCUGCAGCCCCAGAAAGGCAUCUCUGCCUCAGUGAGCGUGUACGGACAUACGAGGACCAGAGGCCCCGCAAUUCUGCCACCCCCAAACUCCCACCGUGAGACGCUCAGCUCCAGAUGACAGCCAGGAAGGACCGGCAGAGAGCCCAGUGGGCGGGGCGCGGCCCAUUCCCCCACUCCUCAGGGAUGGCGGGACUGGAUUGGGCUCCCAAACCAGUCAGGCCAGGGCGGGGCGGCAGGAUGGCUGGGGAGGGUGGGGAGCAGAGCCCCGUCUGGGCAACUCCGGUCUCCAGGCCGGAGGGCGGGCCCACAUUCCUCAGCUCUGCCCCAGGUGGCAGGCAGGCCACCCCCGUCUCCCUGGUCAUCACGUGGGGUUUGCAUCAGGGAGGCGUGUGUGCCCGCAGGGACAGGAGCAGAGUUCUAGCCUCUCAGAGCCCCAGCCCCACCUCACACAGCCUUCUUGGCUCCUGGGCUGG